Molecule: messenger RNA, 912 nt
Organism: Papilio machaon (common yellow swallowtail)
Lineage: Eukaryota; Metazoa; Arthropoda; Insecta; Lepidoptera; Papilionidae
Product: homeobox protein ARX
Exons: 7
Coding region: 1-912 (303 amino acids)
Biological process (GO): regulation of transcription by RNA polymerase II
Molecular function (GO): RNA polymerase II transcription regulatory region sequence-specific DNA binding; DNA-binding transcription factor activity, RNA polymerase II-specific
Source: RefSeq, a predicted model, not a curated record
AUGUUGUCGGCGCCGAGCGAGGGGGCGCACGGUGCGGGCGCGCCGGCCGGCUCCGCGGGCGGUGCGGGGAGUGGCCCGCCCGCCGCCCGCCGCGGCGCCGCCUACACUAUAGACAACAUCCUCGGACAUCGCGCCACACAAGAUAACAUCGAAAUGAAAUCUGAGAGCGGCACACAGUCAGACUCCGAGCAUGAACACGAGCACGAGCACGAGCCGGAGCUCGACCACGAACACGAGCACGAGCACGAGCACGGGGAGCAGCUGGAUGCGCUGGAUGCAAUGGAUGCUAUGGACACCGGCAGACCGCGCAAGCAGGUGCGCCGCAGCCGCACCACCUUCACCACGUACCAGCUGCACGAGCUGGAGCGCGCCUUCGACAAGACGCAGUACCCUGAUGUGUUCACCCGCGAGGAGCUCGCGCUGCGCCUCGACCUCAGCGAGGCCCGCGUGCAGGUUUGGUUCCAGAACCGGCGCGCGAAGUGGCGUAAGCGGGAGAAGGCGCUGGGCCGCGAGCACGCGCCUUUCCUGCACCACGAACACGUACGUGGCGAGUGGGGCGGCGAGUGGGGCGCCGGCGAGUGGUGGGCGCUGGGCCUGGGCGCGUUGCCGGCGCCGCUGUGGCGUGACGCCCCGCCCGCGGCAGCUUUCCGCGCCUUACUGCACAGGUACGUGCUGGCGCUGCCGCCAGCUCCGCCCUCGCCCCGCCCGCGGUCUCCCUCCCCCGCGCGCCCCUCGCCCCCGCGAGACCCCGCGCCGCUGCAACACGCCGCGCUGCACGCGCAGACCCCGCACCCCGCGCACCCCGCGCACCCCGCGCCGCACCCCGCGCUCGCCCUGCACCCGGACGCGCUGCGGUUGCGCGCGCACGAGGCGCUGCUGCACGACCGCUAUAGCGGCCGCGUGCACACGUAA